This is a messenger RNA of Oryctolagus cuniculus (rabbit), 10067 nucleotides long. RefSeq names its product regulator of G protein signaling 2. NCBI's taxonomy places the organism in Eukaryota, Metazoa, Chordata, Mammalia, Lagomorpha, Leporidae. The record is from RefSeq and is a predicted model, not a curated record.
AUGCUGAGUGUCGUUUUUAUGGAGAUUCAGCCCGACUGUGGCGGUAUGGACGAGAGCGUAGGCAGUGACACCAAGAGCGUGGAAAAGCAGGAGAAGAUGAAACGGUCCUUGUUAAAAGAUUGGAAGACACGAUUGAGUUCCUUCUUGCAAAAUUCUUCCACUCCUGGGAAGCCCAAAACCAGCAAGAAAAGCAAACAGCAAACUUUCAGCAAGCCUUCCCCAGAGGAAGCACUGCUGUGGUCAGAAGGAUUCGAGGAGCUGCUGGCCAGCAAAUAUGGUGUGGCUGUUUUUAGGGCCUUUUUAAAAUCUCAAUUCUGUGAAGAAAAUAUAGACUUCUGGCUGGCUUGUGAAGACUUCAAAAAAAUCAAAUCAUCCCAGAAGCUGUCCUCAAAAGCAAAGGAAAUAUAUAUAGAAUUCAUAGAAAAAGAUGCCCCAAAAGAGGUAAACAUAGACUUCCAAACCAAAAUCCUUAUUGUCCAAAAUAUACAAAAUGCUACAACUGGCUGUUUUACAUCUGCACAGAAAAGGGUUUACAGCUUGAUGGAGAAUAACUCCUAUCCCCAUUUCUUGGCAUCAGAAUUCUACCAGAACUUGUGUAAAAAACCACAAAUCACCACAGAGCACCAUGCUAUAUGAUUUGAAAAAGGGAGCCCCAGAGUGAGAGACAUGUCUUUCUGCAUCCUGAGGUAGAAGGCUGUCACCUACCAAAGAGAAUGACAUUGAAUUCAGCCUGGUUGUUUGGGAAACAUCUCUCAGAACUACUGAUUCCAAGUUGGGUAGUGAAUCAGGAAGCUGCUGACUAUCUAGGAGAAUCUUGUAUCAGAAUAACUUCCACUGCUCUACAGACACAUGGAAAGAAUAUGUGGCCUGAAUGUGGAGGGUCUCACUGGAAAAGCAAGAAUAUGAAAUGGAAGAUAACACAAUUUAUCCAAACACAUGAAAAAUCAAUGUCUGAGAUUAUGUGGCCUUGGCUAGCUGGCUGUACAUCUUUCCCUAAACCCGUCCAUGUUACCACAUAGUGGCUUUAUUUUUCAGUUUUGAGUCCUAACAUUAGCAGGUUUGCUCUGUGCAAGAGUAUUGAAGCUCUUGUGACUCCAGAUCAUCCAUACUAUUCUUAUGCAUGGUUGAACCUGAAAUGGUCUGUUUGAAUUGCUAGAUAGUUUGUGAAAUAGAGUGGGUGCUCAUGUGUAGAAAGCUACAGUGUCUGUUACAAGUGCCAAAAACUGUCUUGAAGGCAGCAGAAGUUUGAAGUGGUCUUUGGAUAUUUUAAUACAUUUUUUGAUAAAUAAUGCCAUUGAAUGCUUGGAGUCCAGGUAUGAGUUGAUUUGAUUUUAAUAGUUGGAAAUAUGUCAAGCCCAAGGGGAAACAUCUGUCUAGGGAAGCAGAAGCAUCUGUUGCUGUGCCUGUCCUUGGAGAACUGGCAUCCCCCAGAGUGAUUCUCUGAUUCUCAGAUGAGGGUAGCAGGGAAGAUACAAUUUUCUAAACCUAAGUUACAGCACAUCCUUAGAACCACCCUGUGUCAAGCCUCUUGGUAUAAUUUUUUAAAGAUCAAGGUCAUUAAUAAGAACAAUAGGACUUUGAUUUAAAGCCCUUCAUGAGUAUUAAGAACCAACUAAAUAGAAGUGAAGGGUGUGGAGACAAGCACCAAUGUUAGGUUAUUCAAUUGCUCCAAUGAAGAAAGAGCCAAAUAAGGGGAACGUGGGCCUCCCUCUUUUGUCUUUUCCCACUUGGUUCUAAGCUUUCUUUGACAUGUUCCAUGGAUCCGUAUUUUGGCAAAUAUCUGUGACGGGCUUAUCUGGGCCAGUGAUCUGAAAAAGAGUAGAAGACAUGGUUGUCUACUGGGGAGGAAAUGGAGAGAAAAGAUGGAGACUCAAACCUUAUUUUCUUAGAAACAGAUUUCCAUAUGAUCAUCAAGGGUAAGGUCAUCAUCCACAACUUGACAGACUUUACCAGAUCUACCUUCAGGAUGUCCCAGGCACCCUGUCCUUCUCUUACUGCAGCCACCUGCUUCCUCGCUGGUGUUGUCAUUCUUCACCUGGAUCUCAGAAGGCCUCAGUACCUGUGUCCUGCUUCUGACCUGUUCUUGAAAAUUUAUUUUAACAUCAUUUUUCUCAUAUUACAUUUAUGCUCAGAAAACUUGGACUCCUUGGCUCUAAAAUCAUGGUAAACUCUUGUGCCUAAGACUACAAUUUCUCUCUAAUAGCUUGGUUUGUUUUCUGCCUUGCUACUCCUAUCAGCAAUAUUUGAUACAGGCUUUUUUUAUGGGGCCCAAGAUAAACUAUCUCCUCUUAUUGAUCCAAUUUCCCUCCCUCUUUCUCUGCCUUUCAAGUGUAUUUUUUUUAAAGUUUUUUUUUUAAACAAAAUACUCUGUUCACUUGAAUUUUACUCAUUUGUCAAGGCUCAGAUCGAUUCAUUUCCAUGAACUAUCCUCAAGGGUAUAUAAGUCUUCUUUCUCAAGUAAAUGAUCAAUAACUGUACCAUUCUGACAUACUCUACUUCAUUUUCAAAGUAAUUAAUAAAGUUGCAGUCUUGGAAGAUAUUCAGGACCCACUGCUCAUUGAUGAUCUAAUUAAAUAAUUGAUUGGUUGAAUGAUGCACAAACUUUUUUUUAAAAGAUUUUUUAUUUGAAAAGCAGAGUUAUUGAGAGGCAGGGGCAGAGAGAGAGAGAGAUCUUUCAUCUGCUGGUGCAUUCAAAGGAUGGAGCUGGGCUCAAUCCAAAACCAGGAGCCUGGAGUUUCUUCCAGGUCUCCAUAGUAGAGAGAUGUAUUUUGGAAUUUGAAUAUCUGGGACUGGAACCAGUGCCAAUAAGGGAUGCUGGCACUGCAGGUGGUAGCUUUACAUGCUACACCACAUUGCUGGCCCCCAACAAACUCUUAAUUGAAACUACAUACAGUGGGGAGCCAGUACUGUGUUAUAGCUGGUUAAGCCACCACCUGCAGUGCUGGCAUCCCAUAUGAGUACAAGUUCCUUUCCCAGCUACUCCACUUCCAAUCCAGCUUCCUACCAAUGCCCCUGGGAAAGCAGCAGAGGAUGGCCCAAGUGCUUGGGCCCCUGCACCCACAUGGGAGACCUGGAAGAAGCUCCUGGCUCCUGGCUUUGGCCUGGCCCAAUCCCACCCAGUGUGGUCAUGUGGGGAAAUGAAUCAGCAGAUGGAAUAUCUCACUCUCUCCCUCCCUCUCUCUCUUUCUCCUCUGUGUCUCUGCAUUUCAAAUAAAUAAGUCAAUCAAAAAUGUGUUCUUAAAAUGUAACUGAAGAAGAAGGCGCUGAGGCAUAGUGAGUAAAGCCACUGCCUUCAGUGUCGGCAUCCCAUAUGGGCACCAGUUUGAGACCCAGCUGCUCCACUUCUGAUCCAGCUCUCUGCUAUGGCCUGAGAAAGCAGUGGAAGAUGGCCAAAGUUCUUGGGCCGCUGCUCCAAAGGAAGGAGACCUGGAAGAAGCUCCUGGCUCCUGGCUUCAGAUCAGCCCAGCUCUGGCCAUUAUGGCCAUUUUGGGGAGUGAACCAGUGGAUAGAAAUUCUCUAUCUUUCUCUGUCUCUCUGACUUUGCCUCUCUCUAACUCCGCCUUUCAAAUAAUUAAAAUAUUUUUUAAAAUGUAACUGAAAACAAAUCAUUUAAAUAUUCUAGGUGGGACUGAACAAAAAUAUCCAUGGGGCAAGAGCUAUUUUCUCAUAGGGUGAACCAUUGAAGGAGUAGCACUUGAUUUUGUUGUGCUUGUUUAACCUCCAAUGGUAUCUAUUCUUUCUCCUUCACAUAUUCACUACCAUCAUCAAGGCUUCAUUUGUGUCAUGCCAAUGUUACUUCAUAGUUUAUGUGGGUUCUCUCAUAUUAGUUUCCUUUUUCCAAUUCAUCUUACAUAUGGAGUCAGAUUUCUUUUUUUUUUUUCUUAAGAUUUAUUUAUUUGAAAGUCAGAAUUACACAGAGAAAAAGAGAGGCAGACAGGGAGAGAGAGGUCUUCCAUUAGCUGGUUCACUCCCCAAUUGGCCGCAAAAGCCAGAGCUAGGCCUAUCCGAAGCCAGGAUCCAGAAGCUUCUUCUGGGUCUCCCAUGUGGGUGCAGAGGUCCAAGCACCUAGGCCAUCUUCUACUGCUUUCCCAGGCCAUAGCAGAGAGCUGGAUGGGAAGUGGAACAACUGGGACUCAAACUGGCACCCAUAUGGGAUGCCAGCAAUGCAGGCAGUGGCUUUACCAGCUAUGCCACUGUGCUGGCCCAAGAUUUCUUUUAAUAAACACCUAUUUUACCAUAUAUUGUUUUCUCUUCAAAUAUUUCCAAAGUACCAUGGAAAGAGCACUGGAUUUAAGUUAGUGAAUAAGAUUCUGAUCAUACAGCAUUAACUUUCUGGUUAACCCAGUAACCAUCAUCCCUUGGGACCUCAAGUUACUUCAUCUCUAAGGGAGUUGACUAGAUCGAUAAAAAUGCUUCCAGCUCCAAAAUUCUGUCUGGAUUUGGAUGUUCAUUAGAAUAUGUCCCUACCCUGACGACUUUAUUUUUUUUUUACCAAAAAUAUCUAACAUAAAAUCAUGGCUUCUAUCCAUUUGCUGCCUUCCCGAUUAGAAUAAACAAAAACACCAUGAUUUUACUCAUGAUGACCUUCUGUCUGGAUUGCUCCCUCUUCCCUUAAUCUUCCCACAUCUGACACAUUCUUCAAGACUCAGCUCAACAUCUUAAGGUACAACAGUUCAUUAAUCUCCGGCCCAACCUCAGGUUCAAAAUAUACUUGUUGAGUACCUACUCAAAUAAGGCCCUAGUGACACCUAGAGGAAGAAAGGAAAUUCCUGCCCCUGUGGAAUUUACAAUCCAUUGGGGUCAAAGGUAAUGAAUAAGUCACAAAAUAAAACAAGGUAGUUCUGGAUUUUGACAAAUGCUUGUGAGAAAAAAAAAAAAAACUAAGUGAUGAGACAAAAAGACUUGACUGCCUGGGAAGGCACAUUCUAUAUGUUUCAUGAAUUUUUUUAAAGGUAUAUUAUUUAUUUGAAAGACAGAGUUACAGAGAGAGGUAGAGACAGGAGGUCUUCCAUCCGCUGGUUCACUCCCCAGAGGACCACAAAAGUCGGAGCUGCACCAAUCUGAAGCCAGGAGCUUCUUCUGGGUCUCCCACAUGGGUGCAGGGGCCCAAGGACAUGGGCCAUCUUCUACUGCUAUCCCAGGCCAUAGCAGAGAGCUGGGCCAGAAGAGGAGCAGCCAAGACUAGAACCGGCACCCAUAUGGGAUGCCGAUGCUUCAGGCCAGGGUGUUAAGCCGCUGAGCCACAGCACCAGCCCCUCCAUGAAUUUGUAUUGACUGAACAACUAAACUCCAGACUCUGCCUUUUAAUAACAAAUCCUCUUUGAAUAGGAUAAAUAUAAAAGUUAUUUUAGCUAGGUCACAACUUUCUCUUAGUUCCAAAAUAAUCUUUGUCUAUAAAAAUAAUCUUUUAAUCAAAAUACAGUAUGUGAUAUUUUAAAAUUUGAAAUCAUUACUUUAUUUACCUUUUAGAAUUUAUGUAUGUCAAGGGAACAGAUUUGAUGUAUUUUGUAUAUACAAUCUUAAGAGCAUAAUGAUAUUUCUCAUUCUCCCUUUCUCCUUCCCUCCCUCCAUCCUUCCUUACUUUUAAGUUUUGUGCUGACAUACUUUCCAUUUACUUCAUAAUAACAAGAGUAAUCCUUCAAUAAAUAAGGAAUUCAGCCGGUGCCGUGGCUCACUAGGCUAAUCCUCCACCUGCGGCACCGGCACCCCAGGUUCUAGUCCCAGUCAGGGUGCCAGAUUCUGUCCCGGUUGCCCCUCUUCCAGGCCAGCUCUCCGCUAUGGCCCGGGAGUGCAGUGGAGGAUGGCCCAAGUCCUUGGGUCCUGCACCAGCAUAGGAGACCAGGAGAAGCACCUGGCUUCAGAUCAGCACGCUGUGGCAGCCAUUAGAGGGUGAACCAAUGGCAAAAGGAAGGCCUUUCUCUCUAUCUCUCUCUCUCACUGUCCAUUCUGUCAAAAAAAUAAAUAAGGAAUUCAUCAAGUUUAAUGACAUAAAAAAAUCUCUUGAAUUAUUUCUGAAAUCAUCAAGAAUAACAGGUUUAUCCAACUAUUGUGCCAAUCUUGUGAUGAUACACCAGACUAAUGAUCAAGAUAAUCUUCAUCCUUAUGAUUAAGUUUGUAUUUAUUUAUUUUAGAUAUGAGAGAGAUGGAGGCAGAUAAAGAAAGCUCCUCCCAUCCACUAGUUCAUUCCUCAGUUGCCCACAAAGGCCUAGGCUGGACCAGGCCAAAAACAAGAGCUGGAAACUCCAUCUGGACCUCCCACAGGGAUGGCAAGGACCCACAUACUUGAGUCAUUAUCUGCAGUCUCCCAGAGUGCGCGUUAGCAAGAACUAUUUUCAAGCUCUGUCUUGAAGCACCUUGUCUACUACCAAGGGAAUGAUCUCACUGUUCUGUGUCAGUGUCAGUGUCAGCCUCUUGUUUGGUGCCACACCUUUAGCCCUUUGAACGCACUGUUCUUGUGCCUAAAAUAGCCUUUUAUCCUCUGAUUGAGGUGAUCUUAACAUUAUUCAGCUCUUUGAUAAAAUUGGACUUCUUCAAAACUUCACAGAUGAACUCCAGGCAGGAUGAAUAAUUUCUUCUUAUCUCCUGCAGUAUUUUAUUCAUACAUCGAUUAUAGCAUUUUAUUGAAAUAAUAUACCUCAAAGCAUCACUUUCUGUACUUACUUUUUAGAGCUAUCUCCUCUGUCAAUAAGAUUAUUCAAUGUCCAGUUUAUUUGUUUACUGUUUUUUACACAAUGUUACAUGUAUUUUUUCUUUAAUCAGUGUUUUGCAGUUUUCAAUAUACAUGUUCUACACAUUUUUUGUUAGAUUUACAAGUUAUGGGUUUUUUUAUGAUUUAUUUACUUAAAAGGCAGUCAUAGAGAGAAGGAGAAGCACAUGGCGCGCACACACACACACACACAGAUCUUCCAUCCUCUGGUUCACUUCUCAAAUGGCCACAUCAGCCAGGGCUGGGUCAAGUUGAAGGAAGCCAGGAGACAAGAGCUUCAGCUGGGUCUCCCAUGUGUGUGCAGGGACCCAAAGACUUGGGCCAUCUUCUGCUGCUUUCCAAGGCAUGUUAAGUAGGAAGCUAGAUUGGAAAUGGAGCAGCUGGGACCUGAACAGGUGGCCACAUGGGAUGCCAGCAUCACAUGCAGUGGCAUAAACUGCUGUGCUCUAAAGCUGAUCCCUUUCUUCACUUGAGUGGCUAAACUUGCUAUCAGACUUUUCAUUUUGUUGCCUGUAAUUCAUUGCUGUUUUAUACAAAUUCUACUGUGUUUCAUGUUUAUCUUGUACCCUAAGACCUCACUGGAUUUAUUGGCUUCAGGAUUUUAUUUUUGUAGAUUCUUGAAUUUGUUGUUUUAUAGAGACAAUCAUGUCUUUUGCAAAUAUAGGCAGUCAAAUUUAUAAUUAUUGCCUUAAACCCUGUCAGAUAAUUCCAUCAUCUCUGCUUUCUCAUUGUUGGUAUCUACUGAUUGUCUGGGUUUAUUCAAGUUGAGAUUUGCUUCGUUCUUGGUAUGACAGGUGAUUUUCUGAGUCUGAGUAAUUAUGAUGAGAACCUGCCGCUCCCUUGCCCGCAAAGGAACGACACUGUUCGCAGCUCAUCGGUCUUCAGCAGACUUUUAAUGGGAAAAUAACAGGGACAGUGAAAGAAUGAAAGGAGGAGAGUGGACAGGAAAGCCCCCUCCUUCCUCAGCACACAGCUUAUAUACAAAAUCUGGCCAAUUGCAAGCCGGCUCAAGUCCAUGCACGGAACACUCCAAUCCGCUGUCUGUUCACGCAGUGUGCACGCGUCCCUGGGCCAAUCAGAUGAGAUGUCACGCAGCAGGCAGGCUCACCGCAUAGUCCUCAGCGCCAUCUUGUUAUUUACGAGACAGGCUCAGUGCCUCUGGAAAGUCCCGGCCGUGGGAAAGCAUUGCUGGAACCGAAACUAGCAGCGUCCGCCUUGCGAUAAAGACACAGCAGCAGCUAUCAGGCCGAACUUGACGUGGGGGCUCCAUGGCUGGCCAGCCCAUGGGGCCCCACAAGAACCUACAUCCUAUUUAGCCAAACCUAUUGCACCUGGUUUGGGCUGUGCUCUUCCAACAGAAGAGGUCCUGCUUUGUUCUCAAAUGGGAAAUAAGUCCAGGUUCCCUGCUGGCUUAUAGUUGGCCCCCAACAAGGAGGGACAAUCCUUUUCCUUUUGGACAGGUGUGGAGAUGCAGCUCUCUGCUGGUUUCUAUGGAUGGCCCUGGUUUUCAGCUUGUCUAGAUUUGCAGUUUAUACUCUGCUUUCAGCAUUUGCUGGCCUGGGUAGAGGUCGGCAGUUAUUGUUUAAACAGAUCUGUCUUGGCCAGCGCUGUGGCUCACUAGGCUAAUCCUCCACAUGUGGCGCCGGCGCACCAGGUUCUAGUCCCGGUCGGGGUGCCAGAUUCUGUCCCGGUUGCCCCUCUUCCAGGCCAGCUCUCUGCUGUGGCCAGGGAGUGCAGUAGAGGAUGGCCCAAGUCCUUGGGCCCUGCACCCCAUGGGAGACCAGGAUAAGUACCUGGCUCCUGCCAUCAGAUCAGCGCAGUGCGCCGGCCGUGGUGGCCAUUGGAGGGUGAAGCAACAGCAAAGGAAGACCUUUCUCUCUGUCUGUCUCUCUCUCACUGUCCACUCUGCCUGUCAAAAAAUAAAAUAAACAGAUCUGUCUUGUGAGGCUGCCCCUUUCCUUAUCAUUUGGCUUAAGAAAUAAAGCUUUUGUUGGGACUUUUUUGUCUUCUUCCUGGCAUUUCUGAGUUACCAGUUGUUGGGUUCCAAGUCUGACAUAUAUUAGGCCAAAGGACAAGCUAGAGAACUUUCCACCAUCUCAUUUCUUGGGUCCUAGUCUCUAGCUGUUUGUCCUACUUCUCUCUACCUUUCAGUCUUUUUUCUUUUUAAGGAUUUAUUUGUUAAUUUGAAAAACAGAGUUACAGAGAGAGGGAGUGAGAGAUCUCCCAUCCAUUGGGUCACUCUCCAAAUGGCCACAACAGCCAGGGAUGGGCCAAACUGAAGCCAGGAGUCAGGAGCUUCUUCCAGGUCUCCCUUGUGUGUGGCAGCGACCUAUGCAUUUCAGCCAUCCUCUGCUGUUCUCCCAGGCAUAUUGGAAGGAAACUGGAUCAGAAGUGGAACAGAUGGGAUCAGCAGGAACACAAACUAGUGCCCAGAUGGGAUGCCAGCAUUGCAGGCAGCAGCUUAAUGCACUACACCACAAUGCUGACCCCUACACUUCAGACUUUUUAUGUUUGUUUUCUCUAUAAUGUACAAACGUUUUAGUUGUAUUCAGUGGAAAGAAAUAGGGAAAAUAGUGUGUUUUCUAUUUUUCAGAAAGUGAACAUCUUCUCUACCAUUUUUUGCUUUUAAUAUUUUGAUUACCAUAUUUACAAAAAUUGGUUUCUUUCUAUGCAUUUAUGCAUCCUCUGAGAAUCAUCAGAUAGUCAUAGAAAUUAUAAGCUUCCCAGAGAGAUUAAACUUCCCAAUGGGCUGACUGCAUUCCUAACCAAACUGUGUGAGUGUGAGUGUGAGUGUAUGUGUGUGUGUGUCAAACUGGAGGUGGGUGGCAAGGUGAUCAACUGCCUUCUACAAUAGCUAAAGAUGCAAAAUUGGAUUGACAAUUAUACUGGUGCCAAAAAAAAAAAAAAACAGAAAAUACAGAUAGAGAAGUCAAGUAAAUCUCCAAGGGUGAGAGUCAGUGACCAGUGCUCCUUUUCCUCCUUAAAAUUUGGGGAAAUUCUGGGUCACAUAACAAUCUCUUUACUGUACAAAUACCUUCAUCUUUACCAAAUUGUUAUAUUUUCCAAUUUGAAUUUUUCCUUCUGAUUGUGUUCAAUUUGUAGUGGAUAAUUUGUUUUACAAAUUUAGUUAUUUAUUUGAAGGCAGAGUUACAGCAAGAGGGGGAGUGAGAGAGGAAGAGAUCUUUCAUCCUUUGGUUCAUUCUUCAAAUGUCCGCAGCAUUGCAGAGUGGGCCAGGCCAAAGCCAUUAGGCUGAACAGUGGAUACUCUCUUUAAUCAUUAAUUUAAAAUAGAAAGGUUUAUUGACAUAUGCUAUGAUCAAAUUCAGUAAAAGAGGAGCAAUAAAUAUUGCUAUCUAUACUU